Labrus bergylta (ballan wrasse) is the source of this 3692-nucleotide messenger RNA. The record is from RefSeq and is a predicted model, not a curated record. Lineage: Eukaryota; Metazoa; Chordata; Actinopteri; Labriformes; Labridae.
GAUCUUCGGCCACGAUGCUUCACACGGAGCAUCCAGCUAGCUGCUGCUGCUGUGUGAGAAAGAGCACCGAGUAGCCUCUAACUGGACCCCCGGACCGACAUGAUGAUGACAUUACAGAUAAUGAAUGGUGAUUGCUGUUAGCUAAUGACCUCCUGUGAAUCAACUGAGGAUAAUAUGAGAGCUCAAAGGACAUCACUGUCACCUCCAAGACCUUAUUCCUCCACGUUAGCCAAGUGUGCCGUCUUAACACAACAAGAAGUUUACCGUUCAUCCCUAGAAGAAGACUUCAAUGAGGAAGGAUUUACGACUUCUGGCAGCUAGCGCCUGAGAGACGUCCUGCACUCAGCAGGGGUCUUACAUCAUUGUCCUCUGACUGUGGGGACCUCUCUGCCUUUGGGAAAACAAAACCUCAUGUGCCUGCUUUAGAUUCUUAAUUGAAGCUGUGUCUUCGCAGUUCUACGGUGCCGAGAUCUUACCGAGCCCUGCUGACCAUUUUCCCUCGGUCCACAGCUGUCACUGCAUCUGUGGUGGCAGGUAUGUUGACUGUUGGUCAGGGGGAUUUCCAAAGAACUUGUAGUCGAUCUAAAGUGACCAACAGACGAUAUUCGAUUCUAUUCGGCUGGAGCUGACACCUGAAAAGAACUACAGAAGACGUUGAAAGGAAAGCGACCAGGAGGAACCUCCAGACCAGGUUUUUUUUUAAUUGACUGUGAACCCCUAUCCUGCCUUUCAGUAUCCACCCAGGAAUUCAACCCCUAGAAAAUAACCAUAUCCUCAUCGGGGGGGUGCAAUGCCAACCAACCAGUCCUCUCCGUGGGGUGGGGGUAAGUUAGGGGCAGGCUCAAAAGUAGAUAGUUCAACCACUGCAACCUCUGUACGUGCACAUGCCAGGACUGUUGCGGCCACUCAAGUGCCUUUAAGUCAGACUUCUUCAGAGCUGUCCAGGAGAAAAGAUCAAGCCAAAACUCUCGUCUCUAAUGUCGCCUCCUCUGCUUCAAAGUUGAUGCAGAAGUCGGUUUCCUCAUCUGGGCUUUCUGUUAGGGCCAAUGGGGACGGAAAGAAAGCAAACGCCCAGAGCCAAUUCACCGCCAUGCCAGACUGGUCUCCAAACCCGCCACAACAACUUAAUGGGAUUCAGAGCCCAAACCAGGUACUAGAUACUGCACUGAAGCACGCUGGUAGCAGCGUCACAGAUGUCCCUUCUGCCAUACCCAUGAAGGAAUAUCAGAGUAGGUCUAAUGCACAGCUGGCGGGUACAAAGCAGAAAGGUUUGCCGCUCCACUCCUCUCAACCUGGACAUGGGUUAGCUGGGUGCAGACGAGAUGCUGCUUCAGGUGACACUCAGACUCUCAGGUCGGUUUAUCAUCAAGACCUGAUCAUCAAUGGACAGCCCGCCAUGCAGCAAGCCAACAAGCUGAUGCCUGCAGACUGUUCCUCCUCACCAUCAGUGCCUCAUCUAUGCCUUACUCUUUGUGGACACCAGGAAGCAGCAUUGGGAGAAACCGCCGCCAGCCUUGACAGCACAAAAGUAGAGAAAAGAAGCACAACCACCAUGAGGAGAAUCCAAUCGGCUAAAGCAGCAACAAAAUGCAGUAGAACACAAAACGGUUGCACAGAAAUGACCGCUUCAAACAAUCAGUUGCUUGUGAGAGGUGGACCUCCUGCGGUGUUGUCUGCAGCUACAAUCAACAGGCCAAAAACAACAGCAACUCUAGAUUUGAAAAGGGAAGCACCAGAAAGUCAGCGUCCUGCAGGAAACGCCUCGUCAACAUGCAGAAGAAGCAGUCCAACAGCAGUCUGUCAGAAUGGUUUCAUGCCGACUGUGCUCAGUGCCACUCAGGAGAAGCUUCCCACACCCAUGGAUGAGAGCACAGAUGUUGCUCCUGGUCCUGCAGGCGUCCUGGUGGGCUCUGUGACCAAUCAAAUCUCUGCAAUCCACCUAACAAAGCAGGAACAGCCCGCCUCCAUGGCCACUCCAUCUCCAGUACCCUCCUCGCCGUCAUCGACCGAGGAAGGAGACACUCAGCUGUCUGCUCAGGAGUGCGUGAUGCAGGUGGAUGGAGUCGAGGAGGAGCUCCCCGAUCAGCUGGAUAAUGCCUGCAGUGAUGACGAUGAUUCAGACUAUUCAUCCAUCACCGGCACCUCGUCCUCCUCAUCCAUCGCUACUAUUUCUGGAGUUGAGGAGCCGAUGUCAUUGGAGGCAGAAGAUGAUCGCGAGGAGAAACCGGCUCUGGUUCCCAGUUUGUUCCCCUUCAUCCCUCCAACGCUCUACUUCAGCACGGCCAACGAGAAAGUGGAGCUUCUUCCUGCAGAACAAAGACGACUGUUAAAAUGGAAGAUCAGCACCGUCACGCCAAACGUUGUGAAACACACCAUCGCCAGGUCACACUUCAAAGCCACCAAGAAGAGCCACGACUGGUUGGGCUGCUGGGGACACCACAUGAAGUCUCUCGGCUUCAAAGUCCUCGGAGAACACCAGAAGCUGAACCACUUCCCAGGGACGUUUCAGAUCGGCAGGAAGGACCGCCUGUGGAGGAACCUCUCCAAGAUGAAGGCUCGCUUUGGCAAACAGGAGUUCAGCUUCUUCCCCCGAACCUUCAUCCUCCCUCAGGACAUCAAGCUGCUCCGCAAAGCCUGGGACGACGGCAGCUCCAGGCAGAAGUGGAUCAUCAAACCGCCGGCAUCAGCCAGAGGAAUCGGCAUCCAGGUCAUCCACAAAUGGAGCCAAAUGCCCCGCAAGAGACCCCUGCUGGUCCAGAAGUAUCUUCACAAGCCCUACCUCAUCAGCGGAAACAAGUUUGACCUGCGGAUCUACGUCUAUGUGACAUCGUACGACCCGCUCAAGAUUUACAUCUUCUCUGACGGACUCGUUCGAUUCGCCAGCUGCAAGUAUUCGUCUUCCAUGAAGACUUUGAGUAACAAGUUCAUGCACCUGACCAACUAUAGCGUCAACAAGAAGAACUCUGAAUACCAGGCCAACAGCGACGACAAAGCCUGCCAGGGACACAAAUGGGCUUUGAAGGCCUUGUGGCAGUUUCUUGGUGCUAAAGGAGUCAACACCACGCUGAUCUGGGAGAAGAUCAAAGACAUCGUCAUCAAAACCAUUAUCGCGUCAGAGCCGUACGUCAACAGUCUGCUGAAGAUGCACCUCCGGACGCCGUACAGCUGCCACGAGCUGUUCGGCUUCGACAUCAUGCUCGAUGAGAACCUGAAACCCUGGAUCCUAGAGGUCAACAUAUCACCAAGCCUCCAUUCCAACACGGCGCUGGAUGUUGCCGUCAAAGGUCAGAUGGUCCGAGACCUCCUGAACCUGGCUGGUUUCAGGAUUCCAGAUAAAGACGAUGUGGUCGCCCCCUGCAGCAGCGCCUCCAGCUCCACCAGCAGUCUGUGUGGGGGGAGCAGGGAGAAGACCAGGCUAGAUCUGUCAGCUGAUGAGAAGGUCAAACGUGCCUUUUACCUCACACAACGCUUUGCUGACCAGGACUUCCUCUCUUCGGUGUUGGACGUCCUGACUCCGGAUGACGUCCGCGUGCUGGCAGAAAGCGAGGACGAGCUGACUCGACUUGGAGAGUUUGAGCGGAUUUUUCCCUCGCGGUCGUCGUCCCGCUACCUUCGCUUCUUCGAGUAUCAGAGAUACCUCAACAUCCUGCUGGACCAGUGGGAGCAGAAGCACUGGAACGACAGGACCAAAG